Molecule: messenger RNA, 1731 nt
Organism: Phytophthora sojae
Lineage: Eukaryota; Oomycota; Peronosporomycetes; Peronosporales; Peronosporaceae
Product: cellulase-5, endo-1,4-beta-glucanase
Exons: 4
Coding region: 1-1731 (576 amino acids)
Molecular function (GO): hydrolase activity, hydrolyzing O-glycosyl compounds
Source: RefSeq, a predicted model, not a curated record
AUGCGGGACAACCGCCCCAGCCUCGUGGUCGAGCGGCCCGGGGAGCGAAUGUCGACCCCCAUGAUGCCGUGGCAGAUUGCGAACGAAGUCGUUCGGGGCAGGGCCCCAGCGGGCCGGAACGCGGUGCCCAACACGGACUACUGCGCUGACAAGGACCGAUUCGUGCAGCAGAAGUACCCGGUCGAUCCGUCCCAGAACAUGCGGCUCGUGGUCAAGAAGCCCAGCGAGAUGGAAGACGCGUCGGACUACAAGGGGCAGUACAGGAGAUGGCCCGGUGUGCUGCUACUGGUUUUUCUUGUCGGUGGCGCGCUGUUCCUGAUUACGGAGGGAGCUUUGAGUACGCUCGAAGCGCGAACCAUACGAGCCAUGCAGUACGAGCAGCACGUGGCAGGCAAACGCUCGAUUAAAGACGGCAAGUCGGACGAGAGCAUCAUCAUCUCCGACGAUGGCCAAGUGGGCAACCCCAAGUCAUACGACACCUCCGUCACGUGCGAGAUGCCCGACUACCAGAGCAAGAACGGCCAGAUCGUCGCAGUCGCCUCCAACGGCUCGGAGAUCCCCAUCCAGAUCAAAGGUGUCAACUGGUUCGGCAUGGAGACGUCACUCGCUGUGCCAUUCGGACUCUGGGAGAACGCUGAGAACGGUACCACAGCGUACGAGAUCGCGGCGUUCUUAGCGCGCAACAACUUUAACGCAGUGCGGCUGCCCAUUUCGGUCGAGAACGUGCUGAACAACAGCCCUCCGCAGAAGGGCGUGAUCAACCUCGCGAGCAACCGAGCGAUCAACGGGACGGACUUCAUCUCGACCCUGCAGACUCUGGUCAAGUCGCUGGCCUAUCGCAACAUCGGCGUGCUCAUCAGCAUGCACCGACUCACCAACAAAAAGUCGGGCAAGACCUGGUUCGACGAAGACUUGGGCGUGACGCAGGAGAAUUUCUUAAACGCGGUGGACAUUGUGUCCUCCAACCUCUGCGGCCAGCAGUACUGGAACGUCAUGGGCCUCGACCUCAAGAACGAACCGGAGAAGGCGACGUGGGGCACGGGCAAAGACGACGACUUCGUGGCCGGCUGCGAGAAGAUCGCCAAGGUGAUGCACGGCAACUGCCCGCAGUGGCUGGGCUUCGUGGAGGGCGUCGUUGCCUCGCACAGCGUGACGAUCGCAGGAGAGAAGCUGAGUUACUACGACUGGUGGGGCGGCGGCCUGCAGAAGGCUGGAGACACGAAGCCCCAGUUCACUAUUGAGAACAAACUGGUGUGGGCUCCGCAUUACUACACGACGGCCGUGGCCCCGCAGCCGUACUUCUACGGAGACGGCACCAAGUCGGACUACUCAACGUACGUGGAGCUGUCGGACGAGGACCUUUUGACUCGAGUGGAGGGCACGAUGAAGGACAUGUUUGGCUAUCUAGUGGAAGAAAAGAGCUAUGCGCUGCUGCUUGGGGAGUUUGCCGGGCUGUACACGAAGGACGCCCACCCGAAGAUGACGACGAAGCGCACGACUGACAUGACGAUUAAAGUGAUGCUGGAGAACGAAUACGCCGGUGGCUUCAUGUGGUCGCUCAACCCAGAGAGUGAGUACCAGUACAACCCGGCCGACACUGAAGGAACGUUUACUGAAGGAAUGCUGCUGGACGACUGGUUGUCGCCAAACACCGAGUUCCUGGACGCCUUCUUGCCCAUGGACGAAAUGCCAAACCUGCGGAAGUUCCCGUGUUUCGAGAAGGAAGGGUAG